AUGGUACCGAAAACCAUAACCGUGAUCGGCUCUCUAAAUACCGACCUUGUCAGCGUCACAGCCCGCGUCCCUUCGGGUGGUGAGACAUUAACAGGAACCUCAUUCCAUACCGGACCCGGUGGCAAAGGUGCCAACCAAGCUGUAGCUGCCGCUCGGUUAUCGAGGCCGAAUCCUCAUUCGCCGUCAACGGUGAAGAGUGGAGACGAUGUUGAAUCUGACAUUGUUGUCAAGAUGGUGGGAGCAGUUGGAAAUGAUGAAUUUGGUCCGAAGAUUAUUGCGGGGUUGAAGGAGGACGGUAUUGAUGUGGCGGGGAUCAAGGUUGUGGCGGACCAGCCUACUGGUGUGGCCGUCAUUAUCGUUGAGUCCACCACAGGCGAAAACCGCAUCAUCAUCAAUCCCGGUGCAAACUCCACCCUCCAACCCCAAUCCUUCCUCCCUCCUUCACCCUCUAUCCCAUCUCCGUUCACCCCACCCCCCAACCUCCUAAUCCUCCAACUCGAAAUUCCGCUUCCAGCUCUCCUCCAAAUCAUCACCACCGCCUCAUCCCUCACACCCCCAACACCCAUCCUCCUCAACCCCGCGCCCGCCAUCCCCCUCCCAGAAACGAUCUACCCCUCCAUAACCCAUCUCAACCUCAACGAAAGUGAAGCCGCGCUGCUUACCAACCGCUCCGUCGCAUCAGUUGAAGACCCUUCUUUCGACUGGUCAGUCGUAACUAGCGAGUUCAUCUCCAAGGGAGUGAAGAACGUCGUCGUUACACUUGGGUCGAAAGGCGCUUUUUGGGCAUCUUCUACAGCCGGUUCUGGAGAGGAUAGAAAGAAAGAUGGGUUUAAGAUCAAGAGCGGGUUCGUGCCUGCUGAGAAGGUAGCUAAGGUGGUUGAUACGACGGCGGCAGGGGAUACGUUUGUGGGUGCUUAUGCUGUUGCUGUUGUGAGGGCUGAAGGGGAAGGAGAAGGAGAGUUGGAUCUUGAUAAAGUGGUAAGAUGGGCGUGUAAGGCUAGUGCGAGGACGGUACAGAAGGAGGGGGCUCAGGGGAGCAUUCCGUGGGCGGAUGAGGUGUAG
This is a messenger RNA of Cadophora gregata, 1062 nucleotides long. RefSeq lists its product as uncharacterized. The record is from RefSeq and is a predicted model, not a curated record. Gene Ontology annotation, biological process: D-ribose metabolic process. The coding region runs from base 1 to 1062 and encodes 353 amino acids. NCBI's taxonomy places the organism in Eukaryota, Fungi, Ascomycota, Leotiomycetes, Helotiales, Ploettnerulaceae. Gene Ontology annotation, molecular function: ribokinase activity. The transcript is spliced from 2 exons.